Haemorhous mexicanus (house finch) is the source of this 3087-nucleotide messenger RNA. It is a transcript of the gene DTNB, whose product is annotated as dystrobrevin beta. Gene Ontology annotation, biological process: synaptic signaling. Gene Ontology annotation, cellular component: synapse; plasma membrane. Lineage: Eukaryota; Metazoa; Chordata; Aves; Passeriformes; Fringillidae. The record is from RefSeq and is a predicted model, not a curated record. The coding region runs from base 862 to 2799 and encodes 645 amino acids. Gene Ontology annotation, molecular function: zinc ion binding. The transcript has 19 exons.
UAUAUAUUGUACAGUUAUUUUAGAUGGUGGCUGAAUGUAGAAUUUCCCACAGUAAUUGGUGUGGGAUUUGUAGAUUGGCUCUGCUGUUAACUCUGUCAGAGGGUGCUCCUGAGGCCAUACAAGUGUUGUACCUGUGGAAAGGAGGAGAAGGUGAAAGGAUGAAGGGAAAUGAUGACAUUUUGGAAGUUCACAUCAGACACACUCAGCUGCAGUUUUCUAAGGCACUGCAUUGUUUUCUGCUUUGAGUUGACCAUUGCUUUUCAAUAAGGAUUUCCAAAUAACUGGACUUCCUGUCCCUGGCAGUGCCCAAGGCCAGGCUGGACAUUGGGAGCAGCCUGGGACAGUGGGAGGUGUCCCUGUCAUGGCAGGGGUGGCACUGGAUGGGCUCUGAGGUCCCUCCACCCCAACCCAUCCUGGGAUUUUGGGUUGGAGUGGUUUCCCCUCCCCAUGCCCAGUGGGAGCAGCCACCUCAGGAAUUCCUUGCUGCCACAUCAUUCCAGCCCAUGUUGUGUUUCCUGGCACUUUGCUCAUGGAUUUUGCUGCAAUUUUUAAAAAAGCAAGGAACCAGCAAACAAACAAACAAAACCCACGCCAAAAAUCCCCACCAAAACCCAAACCCAGCCUCCCCACCCCCUCCAAAGAACCCAGCCUAACAAACCAAACCAGCUCAGGCCAAGCUGCUGCUCCCCUUCCCUGUUUUGGGAGCUGAGCACUGUAAUUUGCAUCCCAAACAUAGUUGCAGUUCUUGUGGGUUUGGUUCAUUCCUGUUUUGAACUUGAGAAAGGCUCCCCAUCUUCCUUCAUCCCAGCCUCACCACCGAGGGAUCCUCCUGUGUCUGAUGGUUCAGGGAUUAAAAACAGAAUGAUUGAGGAGAGUGGGAAGAGGAGGAGGACCAUGGCAGAGAAGAGGCAGCUGUUCAUGGAAAUGAGAGCCCAGAACUUCGACGUGAUCCGGCUCUCCACGUACAGAACCGCCUGCAAGCUGCGCUUCGUGCAGAAGAGGUGCAACCUUCACCUUGUUGAUAUCUGGAACAUGAUUGAAGCCUUCAGAGAUAACGGCCUUAACACCUUGGAUCACAGCACGGAGAUCAACGUGUCCCGCCUGGAAACCAUCAUCUCCUCCAUCUACUACCAGCUCAACAAGCGCCUGCCCUCCAGCCACCAGAUCAGCGUGGAGCAGAGCAUCAGCCUGCUGCUCAACUUCAUCCUGGCAGCCUAUGACAGCGAGGGCCACGGGAAGCUGACUGUGUUCUCAGUGAAAGCCAUGCUGGCCACCAUGUGUGGGGGGAAGAUCCUGGACAAGCUCAGAUAUAUUUUCUCUCAGAUCUCAGAUUCCAACGGGCUGCUGGUGUUCCCCAAGUUUGAGCAGUUCCUGCGGGAGGUGCUGAAGCUGCCCACGGCCGUGUUCGAGGGGCCCUCCUUCGGCUACACCGAGCACUCGGUGCGCACCUGCUUCCCCCAGCAGAAGAAGGUGAUGCUGAACACGUUCCUGGACACGCUGAUGGCCGACCCUCCUCCCCAGUGCCUUGUGUGGCUGCCCCUCCUGCACAGACUGGCCCACGUGGAGAAUGUGUUCCACCCCGUGGAGUGCUCCUACUGCCACUGUGAGAGCAUGAUGGGCUUCAGGUACCGCUGCCAGCAGUGCCACAACUACCAGCUGUGCCAGAGCUGCUUCUGGAGGGGCCAUGCCAGCGGCCCCCACAGCAACCAGCACCAGAUGAAGGAGCACUCCUCCUGGAAAUCCCCGGCCAAGAAGCUGACCCAGGCCAUCAGCCGCUCCCUGGGCUGCGUGCCCAGCCGGGACCCGCCCCGCCCGCUCUUCCCCGAGCAGCCCGAGCGCCCGCUGGACCUGGCGCACAUCGUCCCCCCCAGGCCCGUGGCUAACAUGAACGAGGCCCUGCUGACCCGCGUGUCCUCGGGAGCGCCCACGCCCACCAAAAGGUGCCACCAGAGCAGCAGCCCCGAGCCGUGCCGGGAGGAGCACGCCCUGAUUGCCACCUUUGUGAGCCGCCUGCGGAGCGGGGCACGUGCCCUGGACAGCCCUGGCCGCCUGGACGAGGAGCACCGGCUCAUCGCCCGCUACGCCGCGCGCUUGGCCGCCGAGGCCGGCAAUGCUCCCCGCCCUCCUGCCGACCUGCCCUUCACCUUCGAUGCCAACAAGCAGCAGAGGCAGCUGAUAGCAGAGCUGGAGAACAAGAACAGGGAGAUCCUGCAGGAGAUCCAGCGGCUGCGGCUGGAGCACGAGCAGGCCUCGCAGCCCACGCCCGAGAAGGCGCAGCAGAACCCCACGCUGCUGGCGGAGCUGCGCCUGCUGCGGCAGAGGAAGGAUGAGCUGGAGCAGAGGAUGUCAGCCCUGCAGGAGAGCAGAAGAGAGCUGAUGGUGCAGCUGGAGGGGCUGAUGAAGCUGCUCAAAGAAGAAGAGCAAAAGCAGGCAGCGCAGGCCGCGGGCUCGGCCCAGCCCUCGCCCACCCACGGCCGCCCUCCCGCCGGGCCCCUGCCCCUGCGCCCGGCCUCGGCCGGCUCCACGCCCACGCACGGAGCCCAGGACACGCUGCCGGGACUCGGGGGCGACGUGCACGAGGCCUUCACACAAGGUACGAGGAGGAACCUCCGCAAUGACCUGCUGGUGGCAGCUGACUCCAUCACCAACACCAUGUCCUCGCUGGUGAAGGAGCUGCACUCAGAGCAGAGGGAGUGUUGUAGAAUCAUGGAAUUGUGGAACAGCCUGAGUCAGAGCCACAGGGAUCGUGGAGCUCCUGACCCUGCCCAGGACACCCCAACAAUCCCAGCCUGUGCCUGAGGGCAUUGCCCACAGCUUUCCCUGGUCUCCAUCCCAGAACCCCCUGACACAGCUCCAGCCACCCCCAGGGCCCAUCCCUGGCCACCAGCCAUGCCAGGGACCUCCAAAGCUGGCUCACCAGGAGUGGGAAUGAAAUGAAAAUGGAGUUGCUGACAGGCUGGUGCUCGAGGCGAUGCAGAGACCAGGGAAGGCUCCCCGGGAAGUGUCUGAAAUGGUGUCAUUUGUGUAAAUGAGGAAGAGCAUGAGUUAUCCUCAGCUGAUGGGAGCCAGCAGGAUUUCACACGUCGU